This is a messenger RNA of Anopheles moucheti, 5904 nucleotides long. It is a transcript of the gene GAPcenA, whose product is annotated as rab GTPase-activating protein 1-like. The transcript is spliced from 8 exons. Lineage: Eukaryota; Metazoa; Arthropoda; Insecta; Diptera; Culicidae. The record is from RefSeq and is a predicted model, not a curated record. Bases 335 to 4576 code for a protein of 1413 amino acids.
GGCGCUAUCUCUACGCAACGCAACGCAUCUGUGAAUGGUUGCUUUGUUAGGUGGUGGUGCAUGGUUUUUAUGGACAGCGACGACGCCGUCUAGGUCAACCAUCGUUAUUGCUUCUCUGACGCCUUGCUAUUCGUACGCAGCUGGUCGCGGCGAAGAGUAGCAGUAUUUGAGUCACUAAAACCUGUGAAUCAUUCCCGUGACAAACAGACGCAUUGGUGACACUGUCACAAACACACGCCCACCCGCCAUAUCCACAACCAGCCAGCGACACACAGGGGCAUUAUCGACAUUAGGGUAUCGCACCAGAAGUUCGCCCGAUCUAAGUGCUUCCAGUAUGGAAAAACAGUCGGGCUGGGCGAACAACAGUAGUAGUAGCACACCGAUCGGGGAAUCAACAACAAAGAACGACGUCGCUGCAGCAUCUGUAAGCAAGAAGGAAGGAGGCGUAACUAGCGCUGGUGUAGACAUUUCAAGCUCUGAAAAGCACACUAAUCCCGACAGUACUUCCGGGAACGGUGGUGCUUCACCCGUCCAGCUGGAACCCUCCGCCAGUGGUACCACCGACAGCCCAUCGUUGGGCCCAAAGUCCGAGGACAGUUUGAGCAUCAAAUCAUCCGACUCGGUAACUACGAGUGGUGAGUACGAGAUUGUCCCGGAAGCACCUUCUAUUGGCGAAGAUCUCGUCGACAGUGGUGUUACGACGUCACAUAGCAAACAGCUGGGAAGCGAACCAAUCCGUAAUACCGAAGCGAAUGGCAAUCCUGGCGGUGAUAUUGGAGCCGAUCUAGCCGAGUGCAUUGCGGACGACGGAGAAUUGGAAGCAAAGCAAGGAAAGGAGCCAGCGAAGAAGCGAUCAGAGGGCAAAAAGCUGACAGCAAUCUCGCCGAUACUGAACAUCGAGGGAAACGGCAAUAUGAUGGAUCUGGAGAAGAACAUGAACGAGGUAAUACACGAGCUGGAAGAGGAACGCACAUUGAGCGGAGCGAGCGAUCCGAGUUCUUCAAACAAAGCGACACCGGUUCGGAGCCCCGAAAUGCGGAACACCGUCGAUCCCAGCUUACAGAACCCGCAUGGUGCUGACGGUGGGCCGAAGAAACCCCAAGUUCCGACCACACUCCGUCUUGGACUUCAAAGUAUGCGGGCAAAUUUCACGAUCGGCGGUGAAGGUUCUACGGAUACCACGCCAAACGCACUGCUUUCUCCUGAAGGCAUCGGUCGUGGUGUGGGACAGUCCGUAUUCUACGAUUGUCUGGACAGCAGUCCACUGACGGAGAAGAAGGAUGAUAUGAAACCGGUGGGGAGUUGUGCCGGCGAAACUGACGAAGAAUUGUCCGAUAUCGACCAGGACUGCACAAUAUUCAGCGGUGUCACGUAUCUUGGUGCGUCUCGGAUCAAUGCGCCCAAGUCGGAGCGGGAAAUUUUGCAGAAAGUUGCCGAAAUGAAUGGUGGCGGUGAUGGUGGCUGCGGUGACGGUAGCUGUACCGGGACCGGAUCCGACAGUCCGCUCGGGCUGAAGGUAUCCGUAAGCGUUCCCACCUGUUCCGAGGGGCUCGUUGUGUUGUACGAUUGUGAAUCGCAUGGCGUGGUAGCGACGUACGAAGUGCAGCGGAUACUGUUCUUUGCCCGCGGGCCGGUCGGUUCCACCGAUCAGGCCUGCUUUGCCUUCACCUGGUCCCAUGGGGAAUCACAGGAAACGGCCGUCCAUCAGUGCCAUGUGUUUCGCUGCAACAUCCCGGAAGCGGUCACGCAAGUCAGCACAUGCUUUGCGAAGGCUUUCCAACGAUUGCCACCCAGCAUACCACCCAGCAUGACCACCUCGCUGGCAGAAAGUGGCGUAAACGUAAUGCUCGCCUCAGUCACAUCCGACACCGCCGGCAAUCCGAUCCAAUCGGCGACGUAUGACUUUGCGGUGUCGCUCGAAAUUAAGGAGAAAGAACGGAACAGCAGCUACGUUACGGUGCCACGUGACGUCAAGUCCAGCUUUCGAUUGCGUUGCAAAACGGACAAGGAAGUAUGCAUUACCGUGCGCCAGGUACCGUCGGAUCGGUAUCCUUCCCUGCUGAUCGAGCGGUGCUUUGGAGUACUGCUGAGCCCGGGUCGGAUCGUACGACAGGCCGACAUGCAGCUGCUCGAUAUGGUCAGCAUGGGGUACGUGAAACCACUGGACGGUGGUAAUCCCUCCUCGAACGGAACGGGCAAUAGCAACAGUGGUGGUGCUAACGCUGCCUGCACUAGCAGCAGUAGCAGCGUUACCAGUCCGGCGAACUUCUCUCAAUUCCCGUACCAGAUCAAGGCCGAAUGGAAAGCGAACGCUUUCGAGCCGCUUAACAUGGAAACUCCCAAGAUGGCACUCACCGUAGCCGUCGAUCUAGUCAUCAAGGGUAUUCAGGAACCGGUGCGGUUCGUAAUAGAAACGUCCGUUGCGAUACUGUCCCAGAGCGAGCUGCGCAUCGUGCCGAACAUGUUCACAAACAAGCGACCGUUGCUGCUACACUUUUAUCUGACGCUGCGCGAAAAUGGUGAAGGCACCUGGGAGGUGGACGCGAUUAACCAUUCAGAUGAAAUAGUGGAACCGCAGGCAGCGUCCUCCACCUCAUCGUUGUCGUUGAAUUUCAACUUCCGAAACUGGACCUUCCGCAACUCGGCUAGCGUACAGUCGAUGCAGGACUUUGACGAUCCCAGCCCGACCGACUACAGCUCGGACGGGGACGAACCGUUGCUCAGCGGAACGGGCGAAGUGUCGAAGAACUGCACCGCCGCCCAGCUGGACGAGUGGCAUGUCAUCAUACAGGAGUGGUACCAGGAGGGAAGUAGCCCGGAAAAGCGGCCCAAAAACUUACCCAACCUUGUGCGGAUGGGUAUUCCUGAACCGUUACGCGGGACGGUGUGGCAACGUUUGGCUUGCGUGGAAAAUCGCAAGGAAAUGUUCGACUCGUAUCGGGUGCUAAUCACGAAGGAAAGUAGCUGCGAAACCGUCAUCCAGCGGGAUAUCAAUCGUACGUUUCCUGCGCACAAAUCUUUCAAGGAGAACGGUGGCACGGGCCAGGAGAAUCUGUACAAGGUGUCGAAAGCGUAUGCCGUGUACGAUACGGAGGUGGGAUACUGUCAGGGGUUAAGCUUCAUAGCAGCCAGUUUGCUGUUGCAUAUGCCUGAGGAGGAAGCGUUCUGCGUACUGGUGGCCCUGAUGUACAACUACGGUUUGCGCGAUAUGUACAAAAUGGGGUUCGAGUCGCUCUACCUUCGCCUGUACCAGCUGAACCGGCUCAUGAAAGAUCAGCUGCCCGAUCUGUACGAGCAUUUCGUGCAAAUGGGUGUCGAGUCGCACAUGUUUGCCAGUCAAUGGUUUUUGACGCUGUUUACCGCCCGCUUUCCGCUAUACUUUGUGUUCUACAUCCUGGAUGUGUUUCUGCUCGAUGGCAUACCGGUGUUGUUCCAGGUCGCUCUAACGCUGCUGAGCGUUUGCCGCAAGGAUCUGCUGGAACUGGAUUUCGAGGGCAUCCUGAAGUACUUCCGUGUGACACUGCCGAAAAAGUGUCGCAGUGAAACGCAGGCCCAAAAGCUGAUGAAACUUUCAUUCGAGUGUAAGGUGAAGAAGUUGAAGAAGUACGAGAUGGAAUAUCUGGCUAAAAAGGAAGAAACUGAACGGAAGGAACAGGAGUUGAAGCAGUACGAGCUGCGAUAUGGGGAGGAACGAGCGAAGCUUCAGCAGGAAAUUGGAUUGCUGAAUGAAAAGAUUGAUGCAAUGGCACGCAAAGAUCGUAAGAACGCGGGUAUCAUACAGGAUUACAAGCAGAUUAUUCAACGGCAAGAAGCAGAGCAGGGCAAGCUUCACACCAUGCUUGACGAUCUGACGAAAACUAUUUCAACGUGCAGCAAAUGUACAGCGAGCAUACCACAGUCGUCUCCACUUCAUAAGAACUAUGGCAAGAACUUCCAGCAGGCGAACACCGUGAACAAUAAUAACGAACAACAAACACAUCCUCUGGCGGAUCAACCGGACGGUGGAAGUUCGACUGGACCUGCUGGGGGAGGCAAACAUUCCGGUGCGUCCGCAAUAAUAGGAGGUCUUGGACCGCUCGAUCCGUUGGUAAUUGCAUCGCAGCGAAUACGCGAGUUAGAGCUAGAGCUGGCACAAACCAAACUCGCACAAGUUGAGGCAGAGUGUAAGAAUCAGGAUCUUCAUCACCAGCUAAACACAACCGUUACCGAGCUGCAAGCCACUCGGAGCAGCUGGCAACCGUGGCUAUCCAAGACGUUGAACUCGAUACAGGAAAAAGUGGUCACAAAGCGCGAAGUUAAUCCACCCGCUCCCUCGUUCCAGUCCUACGCGUCUAUGGAUGGAAAUAUGAAAAAUCACUCAAACACAUUGCCCCACGUGCGAAACAAUAACAAUAAGGCGGCACUAGCACAACGGCACAGCCUUGCGCAGGUGAACUUUUCUAGCUCGGACUGUAGCUCGACCGGCUCAGCUACAGAUGCAGACGGUAGCGGUGAUCCACAGGUGCUUGCCAGAGCAAAGUACGACAGCAGCGUAAACAUAUUGUACAAGGAUGCACGGUGCAAUAGUCUGAAGUAGGAUGUAUGGGCCACAUAUGUACGACACCAGGCUUUCUGCAGCUAAAUGUGUGUUGCUAUAUACGUUUCCUGUUUUAUAUAGUCCAAUUCCAAGCUCAGUAAUUCUCGAGGGGUGCAGCGCUAGUUGUGUAAGAGGUGCUCGAGAAGUAGACAACCGGUCAAACCAGCCAUCAUCAUCAAUAUUCUUGUUGUUUUAGUGUAUUUUAUGGCAGGAGAGAUAUCUGUAAGAGCGCACGCAGAUAAGUGCGCGCGGAUGGUAGAAGCGUAGCGAAAGCACUCGAUAUUAUUACUGUUUUUGUUUUACAAAAGCACAUGACAAAGCAAAUGGGCAUAUUAGAAUUGUCUCAUUAUCCACAAUCUCUUCAAACGUCGUUCAUUUAUUUCUCCCAUUUCGUAUAAUUAUUUUUUUAUGAGACUAGUAAGAAACAUUCCUUGUGAUAGGGUUCUGAAAUCAAAACAAUGUUCACGAACGUUACCGAAUAACUUAAGCGCGCGAGAAUGAGUUUCAGCUUGUUUUUUUAAGGCUGUACAUGGAACCACUUCGAAACGAAAAGGAUCGCGUUUGAAUUAAUAUUUAACAAUAUUUGGAGCUAAUAUUAUAUUUGUUUAUUGGUUUCGCAUUUAUUUCAAAUGUAAGAUGAGAGUGUGGAUAGAUGGGUGGGCAGGCUCAUGAUUGUUAAGGAAUAGAUUUUCUCCCUCUGAACUUUAUGAGAAUAAUUCUGAAAAAAAACGUUCGCUUCUUUUGUUAAGUUUGAUUUGAAUAUUUUCUCACUUCAAUCGCUUCUGUUCAUUCAUUUUCAUUUCAUAGAUUGUUUUAUGAAUUUCGUUCUUCGCACAAGAAAGUUUUCUAUCGUCUAUGAAUGUUGUGUUAGAAACAAAGGAUACUCUCAAGAACAGCUGUUAGAUAACGUUUUAUGUUUACCGAGCUUACGAUCUUACGUUUUGGCUUUGGUAUGAAAGGUUAAGCUCUCCACCAUUUUGCCUGUUUCCCACUUGGCACAUGAGAGAAUUUUGCAUAUCAUUGGUUAGCAAUGUUUCAGUCAAAUGGUUAGUUAGCUCUGUUACUGGUUAUAUUUUUGGCAUUUCUAAAAGAAAUCUCACACUCUGUCCGUCUUAUGGUGCACCACCAACCCCAUCUCAACACAAAAUGGCUAGUUGUUCCAAAAAGGACCGAACUUGCAACGCAACUAGUUUUGAUAGCGGCUACUUACUCUACAUCGGAAAAAGCUUACUCACAAAAGGCAAAACGAAGAAACGAUUUAGGAUCCUUACGGUAGGAAGAGCAUAUUCACAUUCUCCACAUAUUUAUAAUUCAAAUAAAUGAACCAC